This is a messenger RNA of Myotis daubentonii (Daubenton's bat), 504 nucleotides long. It is a transcript of the gene IGFL4, whose product is annotated as insulin growth factor-like family member 4. Gene Ontology annotation, molecular function: signaling receptor binding. The record is from RefSeq and is a predicted model, not a curated record. NCBI's taxonomy places the organism in Eukaryota, Metazoa, Chordata, Mammalia, Chiroptera, Vespertilionidae. Bases 76 to 504 code for a protein of 142 amino acids. The transcript has 4 exons.
AGUCACAGUCUAUGGUCCCACACCCAGUCCUCCUGCUGCUCUGCCAUCAACUACUCUCGAGGGUCAUCAAGAACCAUGGUGUCCAGAAGCUUUGCUGCCGUCUUCAUUUUUGAACUCCUGUUCUCAGACUUAGAAGGACUCACAGAUAAUGGGCUGUGGAUGUGCCACCCAGCACCCAAGUGUGGGAAUGAGAUCUACAAUCCCUUGGAGCAGUGCUGUGAUGAGGGCACCGUCCUGUCCUUGAACCACACCCGCCUCUGUGGUGCUAACUGCACUUUCUGGCCCUGCUUCCAGCACUGCUGCCUUGAGUCCUGGGGCUCUCAGAAUUGGGCCACUGUCAGGUUUAAGGUCCCAGGCACUAAAUCCAACUGCAUUGCCGCCCCCCUCAGCAGGAUCUGUGGCCAGGUAAGAGUCCAGUUCUGGCUGUGGGCAGGGCAGGGGGUGGCAUUUGUUGCAUCAGUCUCUGCUGAGUUUCCCAUCACCCAUCUCUGGGUCCAGCCAUGA